CGCUAAAUUGGGGCUUGCUAGCCCUUAAUUUUUUUUCGUGAUUGCAGGACAGGUGGGGACGUGCUGCCUCAUCAUGUGACUUGGAGAGGCCCGUCCCCGCCUAGCGCCAAGCCCUCGUUGAUUGGUCAAUGCCAAAGAGGUUCUCAGGAAAAGGGAGGAUUGCCUCUCUCUCUACUGCCCAGCUCGCCCAAUACCUAUCAUCUUCGCCGAGUUCUUCAAUCUCGACUUUCUAAUAUCUUCGUCCUUGCCGCCAUGGCACCUACCAAGGAACCCCCAGCUUCAACGCCAUCAAAGCCAUCAUCGCUGGCAUUUUCGCUCCCGUUCUUAUACCGCGUCUUCUUCCUCUUCAUCGAACCAGUCUCGGUCCUCGUCGGCGCCUAUUACUCCCACUUUAAUCAACAUGAAUACCUGAAGCUCACCCACGCGGCAUCUGCGCCUUCUCUGAUCCCGCUCGGGACCACCAUCGCCAUGUCGCAGCUCGCCAACAUGUACCUCUUCUUUGCACUCAACGAGGCUCUUGUUUUGAGAUGUACCGCCGACAUCCGGGUAUGGAAGGCGGUCCUCUUCUGCCUCCUUGUUGGAGACUUUGGCCACCUCUACACGGUUCGCCAUUUGGGUCCCGAAAUAUACUGGAGUGUCACCAAAUGGAACGCGAUCGACUGGGGGAACAUCCCUUUCGUCUAUCUUGGCGCAACCAUGAGGCUCGCUUUCCUGGCUGAUGUCGGUCUCGGAGUAAAACGCCGGAAGCUGACAAAGAAGAGAACAGCUUGAGUUGCAAC
Molecule: messenger RNA, 779 nt
Organism: Phialemonium atrogriseum
Lineage: Eukaryota; Fungi; Ascomycota; Sordariomycetes; Cephalothecales; Cephalothecaceae
Exons: 1
Coding region: 253-771 (172 amino acids)
Source: RefSeq, a predicted model, not a curated record